Molecule: messenger RNA, 303 nt
Organism: Ostreobium quekettii
Lineage: Eukaryota; Viridiplantae; Chlorophyta; Ulvophyceae; Bryopsidales; Ostreobiaceae
Source: the annotation of a GenBank genome assembly
AUGCUGUCGCACACGCAGCUCAGCACCGGCCGCGGCCUCAGCACGGAAGCCGCGCGGUCCCGAAAACACCUGGUCGUGAGGGCCGCCAAGCCGGACGGCAAGGAGGGAGAACCCAUCGGACCCAAGAGGGGCACUAAGGUCAAGAUUCUGCGGCCAGAGUCGUACUGGUACAACAAAGUGGGCAAGGUCGUGUCUGUGGAUCAGACCGGGAUCCGUUACCCUGUGGUCGUGCGCUUCGACAGCGUGAACUACAUGGGCGUGAACACGAACAACUAUGCUCUCGAGGAGGUCGCAGAAACUUGA